AUGUCGACAAUUUCUAAUGCAACCAGCGCUCCAUUUGGUGAAACACGCAUGAACAGUAUCAUAAAUCAAUUUAAUUUGAUCGAAUUACCAAAAGAAGGUGGAUUAUAUCAGAUUAUUGAUCGGUCUUCCAUAGAAGUAUCGCUUCCACAUCGUAUGCAACAUGAUUCUACUCUACGUGCUCAAAGUCACAUCUAUUAUAUGCUCACACGCCUACGACCAGAUCAACCACAGUUAGCAUACAAUUAUUUACAUUCAAUCGAUGAUGCAGAUGAUUUACAUAUCUUAGUCGAAGGCGAUAGUGUAGACUAUUAUCUGUUUUAUGAAGAUGGUCAUGUCGAACAUAAAAUUCUGGGUCAUAAUUAUACCGCUGGAGAGCUGCCAUUGGUAACAACUCCGGGUACGGUUGCAUCUAAAGCUUUGAAAUUACGUAGUGGAAACCAUGGAUAUGCAUUCAUAAUCAGUGCUCUCGCACCGGAAUGGACAGCGGAAAGAUGUAAAAUUGGUGCUGGACAAGUUUUUCUCGACAAGUAUACCGGAAAGGAAGAUUGGUGUACAAAAGAUUUUCUCAGAGAGUUAAUCGGACCUAAUUGGACGGAUGAUACUGCAGCUGAGAGUUGA
This is a messenger RNA of Adineta ricciae, 618 nucleotides long. The record is from the annotation of a GenBank genome assembly. NCBI's taxonomy places the organism in Eukaryota, Metazoa, Rotifera, Eurotatoria, Adinetida, Adinetidae.